AUGAUUCUGCUUGAAAGGAAACGACAAGUAGGAGAAAGGGAAGAUGAGACAAACAGGCGGGAGGUAUAUGAUUUGUUUGCGAUCUUUAGCCCAGGAAGUGCAUCAUCCAUCAUCCAUCAUCGCCCAGCGGACCCUGCCCUGCCCUGCCCGCUGCCCGCCUUGGAUAAUAAUCAAUUCUUCAGCCCCGCAAUCGCAAGGCAGUUCCAAUAUCAAGCGAAGACAGCACUACACAGCCAGCCUACAGUCAAGAGCCUUGCACGCUUUCGAUGUGCCUUUCGCAUUUCGCUACAGUCCAGCACCACGAAUGCCAAGCUUGCGGGUCUUUGGUUGCCGCCUUCUGAAACACCCGACCAUUGCCACACAGCCGCUCCUGGAGUCACUGUCGCGGUGCGAAUACAGAUUUUUCCAUCUCAGCCCAGCCCUCCCUGUUUCGCUGCAGAGCCGACCGUGGCCUUGGCUACGCAUGUCUGUGCCUCCACGCUCGGUCGUGAACAUCUAGUAGUCACCACCAGUCAGAGCGACAGCCUUGGGAGUGGCGAGAAAUGCCUGUUUUGA
Messenger RNA from Pseudocercospora fijiensis CIRAD86, 555 nucleotides. RefSeq lists its product as uncharacterized. Lineage: Eukaryota; Fungi; Ascomycota; Dothideomycetes; Mycosphaerellales; Mycosphaerellaceae. The record is from RefSeq and is a predicted model, not a curated record. The transcript has 7 exons. The coding region runs from base 1 to 555 and encodes 184 amino acids.